Messenger RNA from Gymnodraco acuticeps, 3828 nucleotides. RefSeq names its product thymocyte selection associated family member 2 (gene themis2). Bases 39 to 2129 code for a protein of 696 amino acids. Gene Ontology annotation, biological process: T cell receptor signaling pathway. The record is from RefSeq and is a predicted model, not a curated record. The transcript has 6 exons. NCBI's taxonomy places the organism in Eukaryota, Metazoa, Chordata, Actinopteri, Perciformes, Bathydraconidae.
GCCUUCACUUCUGAUCGCAGCUCACUGAAGCAGCAGUGAUGGCAGGCACGACUGCGCUGUCACUUCAACAGUUCAUUGCCUCAUUGGACAAAUCUUGUCUACCAACAAUUUUACAAGUUUGCUCUGGAGUGUAUUUCCAAGGGUCUAUAUAUGAACUUUCUGGGAGUGAAGUCUGCUUUUCUACUGGGGAUCUAAUAAAGGUCAUUGACAUUGAGCUCCUAUCGGUUUCCUGCGAAGACAUCAGCAACGAUGAGAAGUUUGAGCUUCCUAUCAACCACACAGGUUUGUUCAAGGUUGUUCCAGAGGAGAUGCCGUACACUUCAGUGGAGGAGAUGGUGAGCCUGAGGCCCCUGGACCUGGAGUCCUGUCUUCCCUUCACUUUCACCAACCGCUCAAAGAUAACUGUUGGAAACUUCACACUGGGGGCAGGCCGAGCUUUGACAGUGCUCUCCAUCGAGCGGCGUGAGGGUGAGGUGGAUCAUGUGCGCUGCCAUGUUAAAGGACAACAGGAAACCUCUGCAGAAGUGUGUAUCCCACUUUCUGCCCAAGGGGAGUUCAAAGUGUGUGAAAGUGAGGAGCGCUUCACUCUGAGAGAAAUCAUGUCCUCGCCCUGCCUGUGCAGUCGAAAGUUUCGCUUCAUCAACACAACCAAGUGUGAUCGGCCCCUGGUCCUCUGUCCAAUAUACACGGUCCACGCCAUCAUGAGCAUGAGGAAGAACGUGUUGAAGUUUCCCUCCAGCUUAGAGGUGGAUGUGGUCGAUGCCACUGAGCUGUGCGAGGACGUGAACUUUGUGACGCCGCUCAGUCUGACAGAGGUCUUUUCCCAGCCGGAAGAAUCCUUCCCUGCUGUAGUGGAGAUACUGGAAGUCCCUGAGACACGCUCUCUGUUCAAGUGCAGCUGGCUGUCAGAAAUGAAAUUGGGCAGUAACCUGAUUUUCCACAAGAAAAGCUCCACAGCCAUGGUUCUGUUAUCCAGCCUGAAGAGCCGAAAGUCUCAGCAGUUCUUCCUGGUGUCUCAGCAAUACGGUGGACGAUUCCGCAGGCGGCCGAGAGAGUUUAAUUCAGUGUACGAGCUGCAUGUUGCUUCAUCCCAGGCACCAGCUCUGAAAGUGGGUGUCACGAGGAGCUGUGAGGAGGAGGGCCUGCCUGCGCUCAGUGUGGGGGAACAGCUGGAGGUUGUUCGCUGUGAGACCGUGGAGCUGCCUUGUGAAAGCAACAAGGAACAGACGCAGUUUGUCGAGGCUCUGCUGUGUCUGCGUCUCCAGGACCCAGACGAUGGGGAUGAUGAUGAUGAUGAUGAAGAUGAAGACAAGGUGAUGCAGGAGAAUGGCAGAGAGGAGAUUGUUCUGCCUCUGUACAUGCAGGGUCACUUUGUGGAAGUACUCAGUGAUAGCAAGAAGUACAAACUCAAGGACUUGGGUAAGGAGUUUAGUUUGCCCCUGAAUGUUAAAGUGGUGAGCCGGGACACUGAACUCGAAGCCGAUCCACUCGCUGGGUUUGCGUGUCUCAGAAUAGAGGCGGCCAUGUUGGAGCCCACCAUCCAGGCAAGCUUUGCACACAGGCCAGAACACUGUUUUGAAAUCCCAACGGAGUGGCUCUCUAUGUCUGUCCAUUUUACCAAGGACCCCCUUCCAUGGCCCAGCAGCCAACCCCCUAAAUGCCAUUUGGACCGAGUCACUGAGGUGACAGACAUGUUCUUUUAUGAAUUUCGCAAACAGGGGAACUACGACGCAGCUCCUCCACCCCGACCCCCUAAGCGAAAUAUGUCAUCUUCAAAGUCUCUCAAAACCCCAUCAAAACCCUCAAAAAAGUCAAUCAAAGAGUCAUCCAACAAGAGCGUCCCGAGCACAGAGUUAGCCACUUUGACUUUGGAUGGCAAGCGAAGGCCCCCAGCUCCCCCGCCUCCAGGUAUUUUGACUGAUCAGCCUCCACCAUUAGUACCCCGAAAGCACUCUGUGACUACAGGCAAUGCUCGGCCAAACACCUAUGUGCAAAGGGAGGACUCCAAGAAAAAAGUGCAUCUGCCUGAAAUCGCACCAGAUGUGGACAGCGACCAUGACUAUGAAACUGUGGAUGAGACUUUUGCCACGAUCCUGAAGGAUGCGCAAGAGAAUGUCAUGUUUUACUGAAAUGAUGUCCUGCCACGACAGAAACAAAUCAAAUAUAGGCGGAGGGAACUGAAAAGAAAAUGGCAUAUUGCAGUGUUUUUAUGCUCUUCCAUCUUGAUUUCUUUUAGAGAAGAAAGGGUUUAAAUAAGGUUAGAUAUUUCCGCUGAAGAGGCCCUAUCGUGCUUUUUGGGGUUUUCCCUUUCCUAUAGUGUGUUAAGAUAAGAUAAGAUAAGAUGAUACUUUAUUGAUCCCAAUUUGGGACAUUUUUUGUUAAAUGGGUUUUUGUGCAUUUAACUGAAACGCCUCAAUUGGACUCCUUUGUUUACGUCUGUAACAUAGUGACAUCACUCGUUCUUCUAUAAGAGCUCCAACACACUGUACAUGAUAGGCUAAGGGGCGGGACAUCUCUAAGCGGUUGACCAAUCACAACCAGCACAACAUACUGGGCUCUGGUUUCAGACAGAGGGUGAAAAGAGGCAGCAUGAGAACAAUUAAGAGCUUUUUGAUCAUUAAAGCAGGGACACAUGUCACAGUAGAGACAUUAAAUACAAAUAUGGAACUGAAAAUAAGAAUGAUAUGUCCUCUUUAAAUAUUAAACUAAUCAAACAUAAGCUUCUACCGGUACUGCUUUGAUGAUUUACAGGAUUUAUAACAGCCCACAGGGCUUUUGGUGGCUUGUGUCCUGACUUGUUUUAAUCAGACGUUUAGAGUGCAAACAAAGUGAACAAUAGGCAAGAACAUGGGAAGUCAUUCAGUUUGGGGACAGUUUGAUUAGCUAAUGUUUGCCCACACAUUGUCUCGCAGUGGAUCAAAACAUACCAACCUUGCUUCUAAUGUGGUCAGCGAAACACUUUGAGUCUCCAACCCUUUGUUUCUGCGCUCUAACCACUUUAUUCUCCUCAUGAUUGAAAGUGGCUGCAGCUGUGUCGCAAACCUUUAUCAUAAACAUACUGCCCUUGUCAUAUUUAUUGUACCAUUUGUUGUAUCAGUAUAUGUGUGCUUUUUAAUCAAGCUUGUGAGAAUAUUGUGUAUUUAACUAGAGUUUCAGGGGCUGUAGCUUGUCAUUUUGUGUAUAAUAACGUCUGAUUGUGCAGUACACAGCCGUUACUCUGAAUAUACCAUCCUGAAGAGACAGCAAUGCUUUCCAGUAUAACACGACAACCCUUGUAAAACACCAGUGUUGAAUAUUGGGUCAAAAAACGCAUAUUUACGAGUUUCGCAAUGUGAACCUUCGACAGUAUACGUGCAAACUUACAAGUUAACAAAAGCUGGGUGGGUCUUAACCACAUUUACCACAAAAUAGCAGUGGCUCCCUGGAAGUCACAGCCAAAACAUGUGUGAACAACAUUGUAACACUUUUUUUGGUACUUAUGAAAUGAAAAAGUAAUGCAGAAGUUCAUUGUAUUUCCCCAUUUCAUUUAGGUUUACAUUUUUUUCUUCAAAUACAAACGUACUGUACAUGUAUUUGUCUGUAUUGUUAUUUUGUACUAAAGAUGUUUGUCUCAACAACAUCGAGGCUUCAUAAUCCACUUUACUUUGUUUAGAUAUUUAUAGACAGAUAUUUUUGCUCUACAUGUCUGCAUCCUGCCCACAACUGAACUGAACAACAGGUGGACUUAUUCAAGUAAAGACAGACAUCUGAAGUGGGAGGAUAACAAAUGUAUCGUUUUGUGGCGUCACAACUUAAUACUCAUGUAAAUAAAGUGCUCCUGUAUUUGAA